AUGACUAUCCGUCGGGUUCCCUGGGAGGCCAUGGAGAACGAUCUGAGGAUCAUGUUCCGCCCAAACAUCGGCGGGCUGGCCGAGGGCUGGUACAACCAGCUGAAACCCGACGUCCGGAAAGAUUGGACACGGGUCAGGGAAGCUGGUACACUUUACAAGGUCGCUCUGGACGUGGAACUGGCAGACAGGAAGGCCAAGCUUGAUGUUCACAACCUCAAUGACUGCGGUGGGAUUCGAAGGUGGACAGGAACCGGAAGUUAUUGCUAUAACGACCAAGACAAGGGAUCAGAUACAGAAGCAAGUCGAAGAGGCAAUUUCAGCCGCCGCAGCCCCUGA
Penicillium brevicompactum is the source of this 336-nucleotide messenger RNA. RefSeq lists its product as uncharacterized. The record is from RefSeq and is a predicted model, not a curated record. The transcript has a single exon. NCBI's taxonomy places the organism in Eukaryota, Fungi, Ascomycota, Eurotiomycetes, Eurotiales, Aspergillaceae. Bases 1 to 336 code for a protein of 111 amino acids.